Bufo bufo (common toad) is the source of this 2988-nucleotide messenger RNA. RefSeq names its product zinc finger protein 616-like. The record is from RefSeq and is a predicted model, not a curated record. Gene Ontology annotation, biological process: regulation of DNA-templated transcription. Lineage: Eukaryota; Metazoa; Chordata; Amphibia; Anura; Bufonidae. The coding region runs from base 442 to 1107 and encodes 221 amino acids. The transcript is spliced from 6 exons.
UGCUGUUUCAGUGGUCAGAAGUUUCCAGCAAAAUAUCAAAGUGUAUGGUUGAUUAUUUCCCCAAUUAUGCAGGAAAAAAAGAAGAGUUCUGAGAAUAUAAUCCUACAUGCAUUUCCCACCUCUCUGGAUGGAAUCAAAGUCUGGUUGAGAGCCAUAGAACAAACUGGACAAGGGUUUGAGAACAUUGAAAAUAAUGGCUAUGGAAACCUGGGAGAACAAGAGGUGCAAAGUCUAUCAAGUUUGCUGUGAGCAUCUCACAAAGGGAUGUUAUGUUGCAAGUGGAGAGAAGAAGACGUUUGAUAAAAAGACGCUGUCUUCACUAAGAAGGAAGAUGCAACUCCCCCUGGGGUACAGAGAGGAGAUCCUUUAAGAGUUCAGACCAAAGAAUUUGUGAAGAGAUCCUAUACAGACCCUCAAAAGUUACUAGAUGCAACCAAUGACAUGGAAGCGUUAAACCAAGAAGUGUUAAACCUCACCCUAGAGAUCAUCUGCCUACUUACUGGAGAGGAUUAUAGUAUUGUGAAGAAGACCUCUAAUCAGUAUCUUAAACUGAGCCCUACCAAGGAGCCUUUUUCUCAUUUGCUGAUACUGGAGAAAAAACGUAAGAAGAUCCUAGAACUGACCAACAAGAUCAUUGAGCUGCUGACUGGAGAGGUUCCUGUAAGGUGUCAGGAUGUCACUGUCCAUUUCUCCAUGGAGGAGUGGGAGUAUAUAGAAGGACACAAGGAUCUAUAUAAGGAUGUCAUGAUGGAGGACCAGCAGAAUCUCAUAUCUCUGGGUGGCCUUCCAAAGAAAACACUACCACAUACUUGGGAAUCUUCUAAUCUAAGUUCUGAUUAUGAGAACAUAGAUUUUUCCAGCCAAUUAAAACACUUUGAUGGGAGACAAUUCAGAAGUGAGCUUCAUAAAUCAGGAAGAAAUAUGUCCAAGACGUCCUGUGAUGAUAAAAGUGUCAGAGGAGCCACAGAUCAAGCACAACACCCAUUUUUACAUAUUGAGGAGGGACAUGUGUCAUGCGAAGGUGUCACAGAGUAUGAAUACACAACGGUCCUUGUAAAGGACUCAUGUUUAAAUAACGCCAGUGGUAAUGGACAGCGCCUACAGUAGUACAUCCCACAGACUCUGUGCAACAAUAUCCACAUACUCAUAUAAAGGAGGAACCAGUAUCAUGGGAUAGAGGAAAUGAUGCAGAUAACGGCUAUAUGCUAUAGAUCACACAUACUAUAUGACUGCUCAGAUUAAGAAGGAACCAUUUUCAUGUGAUGAGGAAAACCUCAUAGACAACAUUAAUGCACUUACAGAUGAUACACAACAGUGUCUAACUACAUCUAUUAAAGAGGAACCUGUCUUGUACAGUGGAGUAAACCCAGCAUUGACACACCCAAUGACCAUACACAACAUAAUCCAUCUACUCAUAUUAAGGAAGAAUCAGGCUCAUGUGAAGGAAGAAACAUUACAGAGCCUUAUCUACCUUCAUGUCCUCUUGCUAGGAAGGAACCAGUUUCAUGGGACGGAGAAAACCUCACAGGCCCAAAUUUGUAUGCUCCACCAAGCCAUAGACAACAAUAUGCAUCUACUAAGGAGGAACCAGUCUUAUUUGAAGACACAGAGAUGGAGUACAACACAAUUUCUUUGAGGAGGAUAAAAAGGAUGUCACUGACAACACCUACAGUUAUGCACCCAGAAGUCCUGAAACCACAAUGAAACAUUUACCAUUUAUAGGUCAUACUGGUGAAAAACCAGACCACUCAUCAUUAUUGAGGCGUGUAGUAAUGACUCACUUACUUGAGAAGGCUCAAAAGAAACAAAGUAACACUAUCAACACACACGUAAAUUCUCAGAGUCAGGUGUGUGUUACAAGCACAUCAACUAUUAAAGAUGAAGUUAAGACCAGAGUGGAACAUUUGUCUUUCAAAAGUGGCCCUGGUUCAACUCAGAGAAUUUAUGUAAAAAAGAGACCAACUAAAAAAGCUGAAGCAGGAAAAACAUUUGGUGACAUUUCCAAUCUUACAAAAUACUUACGAAGCAAACUCUAGGAAGAAAACUCUCCAGUGUUCACAAUGUGGGCAAUAUUUUCUGAGAAAGUCUCGACUUGAAGAUCAUGUAAGAAUCCAUGAAGGUCAAAAUAUGUUUGAAUGUGUAGACUGCAGGAAAUAUUUUUUGAACAACGAUCAACUUGUCGAACAUCAGAAGAUGCACACCGGAGGAAUUUGAAUGUUUAGUUUGUAGGAAAAAUUUUGAUAAAGAGUCAAGUCUUCUAAAACAUCAAAAGGUUCAUGAAGAAGCAAAACCAUUUCAGUGUCCUGAAUGCAACAAAUGUUUCAGUAUUAUACUAUGAGCUCUAUAUACAUAAGAAGACUCACAUAGAAGACAAAAAAUAUCACUGUUCCAAAUGUAGGCAAAUCCUACAACUCAAAAGUCCAAUCUUGAUGUACAUAUGAGGACUCACACAGGAGAAUGGCCCUAUGGAUGUACUGAAUGCAGGAGGCGUUUUAUGGAGAGAAAGAAGUUUCUGACACAUCCAAAAGCUCCAUGCGGGGUUUGAAUCCACAUGAAUGUGGAAAAGGUUUGCUGAGAGGUCAAACAUAAUUAUUCAUAAAAGGAGCCAUGGACACAAACCAGCUGCAUGUCUCCAGUGCGGCAAACUUUUUCAACUCGUUCAUCAUUAAUCCGACAUAUCAUAACUCAUUCAAGCUGAGACAGUGCAGCUUCUUGGAUCUUGAGGAAUGUCAACAAACUGACUUUGAAGAGGGCAAUAAAAUGAAUGAUGGAGCCAAGAGUCCAUCUGCAGGAAAAACAAGCUAGGACAAAAAAAUUCGUACAUAUUUGUAUGUUUGAAACAGCACUCCUGAGCAGUAAUUGCUGUCUAAUGUCUUUAAAGGGUUCUCCAGGAAUUAAAAAAAUGAAAAAUUUAAAUAUUAUUUUGUCAAUAAAUAUAUUCACAAAUACCUUUCAUUACUUAGAAUGGUUUGUUUUGUCUGGGGAGCA